Camellia sinensis is the source of this 744-nucleotide messenger RNA. RefSeq names its product protein FAR1-RELATED SEQUENCE 5-like. The record is from RefSeq and is a predicted model, not a curated record. NCBI's taxonomy places the organism in Eukaryota, Viridiplantae, Streptophyta, Magnoliopsida, Ericales, Theaceae.
AUGGAUGAACCUGAAAGUAGUAGGCAUAAACAGGUCAAUAUUGAAAUUGAUGAUCAAUUUGCUCCGGAUGGCAAGGAUGAUGUUGUUAAUGUGAAAGAAGGGUUUGUAACAAGUACAGACCAAGCUCAAGCAAAGGCCAUGCGCAAUGUGGGUAUGAAAAUGAGUCAGAUCAUGGAUUUUUUGGUCCACCAGUCAGGGGGUUAUGAGAAGGUGGGCUUCAUUCACAGAGAUUUGCACAAUCAAUUCCAAGCUGAGCGCAAAGUACAACUCGCAGAAGGUGAUGCGAAGGCUGCGUUAGGAUACUUAUCAGCUAAAUUAGAUGCAGAUCUAUUAUUUUUUUUCAAAUACAACGUCGAUAAGGACAACCAGUUGGACAAGGACAACCAGUUGGACAAGAUUUUCUGGGCAGAUUGUAGGUCUCGAAUGGAUUAUGCUGCAUUUGGUGAUGUAUUGGUAUUUGAUACAACUUAUUGUACAAAUGCAUAUAAGAAGCCAUUUGUAAUUCUAGCUGGCGUGAGUAACCAUUUUAUGACAACUAUAUUCGGAUGUGCUUUGUUGCCUGAUGAGACAGUGGAGACAUACACGUGGGUGUUGGAAAUGUUAAUUGAGGCGAUGGAUGGUAAAAGACCCAUCUUCGUUGUAACAAAUGGUGAUAGGGCAAUGCGUCAGGCAAUCAAAAGAGUUAUUCCAAACUGCAGACAUCGUUUAUGUUCUUGGCAUCAGGAAAUGUGCAGUUGUAGCUGA